This is a messenger RNA of Thunnus maccoyii (southern bluefin tuna), 2854 nucleotides long. RefSeq names its product cell wall protein DAN4-like. The transcript has 6 exons. Lineage: Eukaryota; Metazoa; Chordata; Actinopteri; Scombriformes; Scombridae. The coding region runs from base 101 to 2608 and encodes 835 amino acids. The record is from RefSeq and is a predicted model, not a curated record.
UAAUUGAGUAGAUUAAUGACGCAGCUGUGCUGGUUCCAGUUUCCCAGUCGGCACAUUUGCCCUUGCGGCACAGAAAAAUCGAGCGGACCGGAGGGCUAUUAUGGCGUACGCACUGAUGGCUUGGGUUUGGGUUUUUCUAACACUAGCCCAGCUUAACAACGCAGAAAGCCAUUGGGAUGCACUCAGACGUUUGACCGGUCAGAACGAGGCUUACGACGGCAACGAUCAGGCGACUGAGGCUGCACCGCAAGACGGGGCCAACCGAAUUUUCUCUGUACCGGUUUGGAGUUUCCUCCGAGGGAGUGGAAUAAGUCCAAAGACAUCGGAUUACAACCAGCCACAGUAUCGGUGCAGUAAUGGAAUGCUUUCCUUGCGCUUUUCACUCAUUCGAUACGCACAUCUGCGUCUGGAAGAUGGGACACGAUUGUUGUCGCUGCCUGACAGUUGUCGCAGUUCGAUUCAUAUUUAUAGGUGGUGGUUGCUGGUGAAGCUCCCUUAUACUGGCUGCCACACAUCCAUACAGGCUGGAGAUCGAAUCAAGUUUCGCCCGUUGAAACUGCAUUAUUUCGACCGUCUGCUGCAGGAGAACAUGACAGGCAUGGCCGUGUGCAAGAAUCCAGUAAUGUCACCACGAGUAGCAUCCCCAUUAGUGUCUUGUAAGACACGUAUCACUGUGAAGCUCCCUGGUGGGGCAAAACUGAGGAAGGUGAAGGAGCUUGACUUUUUUGCCAAUGAAGGGUUCUCCGUGAGACAACAGAAGACUCCCAGUGCAUUAUAUGUGGAGAUAUCAAAGUUACCAGACAUGGAUUCUGGCUUUCAACUGGUUUAUGUUGACUCUACUGGGAAGCUGUGCACAAUGCUGGCAACUUGUUCCCCUAAGUUGUCAAAAAAAGCUGUUAGGCAUCAUGUCAGGAGAGCUCUGGAAGAACCAGAUUUAUUAAACCUGUGGGGUUUUGACGAUAUUCCUCCUGAACCAUUUGAUCCAGAAACGACAACGAUAACAGCCAGCUCAGCAUCGGACACAGAAACGGACACAGAAACGGACACAGAAACAACCACAAUACAGGAUACUGUUUAUGAUGCAGGAUUUUAUGACUUGUGGGGAUAUGAGGAUGUUCCUGUGGAACCAUUUGAUCCAGAUCAAACACAGACAACAGCCAGCUCAGCAACUGAUACAGACACAGACCCAGUAUUUGAAACCUAUAAUGAUGAAAACAUUUACGAAUUGUGGGGAUUUGAAGAAAUUCCUGUAGAGCCAUAUAUUGGAAUAGACACAGAGAUUCCAGUAACCACUGCUUCCACAACAGCCUCCACUGCUGCUUCCACAACAGCCUCCACUGCUGCUUCCACAACAGCCUCCACUGCUGUUUCCACCACAUCUACAAUUGCUUCUCCAACCACAGCUGUAUCUGUCACAACCACCACUUCUACUGCUCCUGCCACGACAGCCACUGACACAGCUGCUCCUGUCACGACAGUCAUCACCACCACAGCUGCUCCUGCCACAACAGCUACCACCACCACCACCCCUGCUCCUGCCUUGACGACAACUGCCACUCCGACCACCACCACCACCACCACCACUACUACUACCACCACCACCACCACCUCUCCUACAACGAUGACCACUGCCGCUCCUGCCACGACGACUACCACCACCUCGGUUGCUCCUGCCACGACGACCACCACCACCACCACCACCACUACCACCACCGCUGCUGCUCCUACGACCACCACCACUGCUGCUCCUGCCAAUACUGCCAACACAGCCACUACUGCAUCUGCUGCCACAACGGCUACCACUGCAACUGCUGCCACAACGCCCUCCACAACAAUGGCCACCACCAUAUCUGCUGCCACGACGCCCUCCACAACAAUGGCCACCACCGUGUCUACUGCCACGACGCCCUCCACAACAACGGCCACCACGGCGUCUUCUGCCUCGACGUCCUCCACAACAACAGCCACCACCGUGUCUUCUGCCACAUCCACGUCCCCCACAGCAGCAGCCACCACUGUGUCUUCUACCACGACGACGCCCUCCUCGACAACAGCCACCACUGCAUCUUCUGCCACAACAACGCCCUCCACAACGACCACAACAACGCCCCCCACAACAACGGCAACUACUGUGUCUAGUGCCACAGUGACGCCCGCCACAACAACAGCCACCACCGUGUCUUCUACCACGACAACGCCCUCCACGACAACGGUGUCCUCUUCCACAACGACAACCUCCACAACAGCAAGCACCACAGUGUCCUCUGCAUCAACGACACCCUCCACAACAACAGCAUCCUCUUCUGCAACGACUCCCUCCACAACAACAGCAUCCUCUUCUGCAACGACUCCCUCCACAACAACAGCAUCCUCUUCUGCAACACCUCCCUCCACAACAACAGCGUCCUCUUCUGCAACUUCCACUAGCCGUGCUGCCACUGCCAUCAGUUCCACAUCAGAUCCCAGCACCGCUUCCUCAGCCACCACAAGGCGUGCCAGCUCAACAACGAACAGCGCUUCUUCCACAGUGACGAGUGCCAGCUCAACUAUGAUCAGUGGGUCUCUUCCUCCGCAACAUAGUGUUAGUCCUAGCACUACAGCAAGUUAGUGGCAACGAGCAACACCCACACCACAAUGACCCACCCCUCUCCAAUACCACUCAUCUAAAUGUCCCCCCAGUUCCCCUCCAGCCCAAAAUAAACCAAAGCAUUAGUCAAUAUGAAUAAUUUCAUGUAUUUUGGUUUGUGAGUGAAUUUUUUUUAUUAAAGAAUGAUUGUGUACUUGGAAGACAAAAUGACUUAUUGAUGUACUGAAAAAGAAUUAAAUGCUUAAAUAAAUAAAUGUGACAAAGAAA